AUGUCGCAGUGGCAGGCAGACCGUGACCGUAAUACUUACGGCCUUGCUUCCAACCCCCAGGAUCAACCAAACAAGCGCCCUCGCCUCGAAAACGAACCCGCUCCGGCCAUUAUCGCUGAAGGCGCCGAGCAUACCUCCAUUGCAAAACCCACCCCAGCUACAGCUCCUAUUCAUAAGAUGCCCAACUUGCAUGCUCUCUAUCACCCCUAUGGCCCUGCUCCCGAGGGCAAGGCACAACAAGUGGAGCGCGUCGAAGUUGAGGCCUUCGCGACCUUCAUCGGCGAACACUCUAACCCAACCCGCUCCUAUCUCACCCCAAUUCCGCUUCCAGCAGGCAAGUUGUCUCGGUGGCAAGCUGUACGCACCAAGAGCGCCGAUGAUCUUAUUCUCGACCGCAAGACCAAACAAAGACGCGUCGAUGUAACAACCGUAACUUUGAUCUCCGAAGCCUCCGGGAACAGCGGCAGCGCGCUCGGUAUUGAAAUGGAUGGAGGUUUGAAGAAGCCAACCUGGAAGUGCUUGACCUGGCCCCUCGACGAACUCGACGACCCCGCCGAGGACGAGGCAGCAAAUGAGGCAGAGAUCGAACACCACGGCCCCGAAAGCAACUUUUCGAUUCCCGUUCCCAUUAAUUCUCCACAAGCUCUCCGUAGCCGCCUGGCCAAGAAGUUUGUGUUCAACACCUCCGAGUUAAAGAUGAUGUUACGAUUCAUGAGAAUUCACCGCACCAGCAAGGUCACCGGCCACAAGGAAGACUUCGCUGAGCUGCUUCAACAUCUUGGUUACUCAAACAGUAAUCUCGAGGCGAAAGAGUGUAUCCAAUUGAGAACAAAGACACAAAAUAAGAUACGCAGCCUCGAAUCAUCUCUCAGAAAGUCGGGAGCUAUCGAGAGCGGGUACGAGAACGCACCUCUGCACUUUGCGGAGUGGACGAUCAUAUGGCAGAAGCCAGGCUGGGAUGGCUCGAUCUCUAAGCCCUCCCAGGCAGAUUAUAUGAAGGCUAUGAACAUUAACGCUGGAGCUGUUGGUGUUGCUGCUGGUGCGAGCGGCUCAAAACCGGGGGGUGUUUACGAUGGAAUGGAACUGUUUGUGGUCGAAGAGCCAGAGUUCUCAGAUGAGCCAGCAAUGGGCGCCAAUCAGUCUGCUGAGGAUGGAGGAUAUGUUGGAGGCUCAGGCGGCGCAGAUCCUAACAAGUGGUGUAACCGGGAACUCAUCCAAGAAACCAUCGACAGCAGCGACUGGAACUAUCGCGUCGUAGCUGCUCAAAACCUCGGUCUCAACCUCUCGGAUCAUGCCGUCCUCGCAAAUGAUCCUUUCCCAGGCUUCGAGUACUCUGGCCCCAUCGUCGAAACCCCCGUUGUGCCUGCCGCUACCCAUGCUGUCAGAGCCCCAGCUACACCCAAGAAUCUUGACCAAGUCAUCAGCCUCGAUGUCUCACCCACCGCCAGCUUGAGUGCCUCCGCCAACAAAUCUCACUCACUCGGUGAUGUCGACUCCCACUCAGACGAGGACGUCGCCCGAUAUGCCAUCUUCGCCGAGCUAGCCAGAGUCCCAGAUGAGAAUCUCUAUGAUGCGGAGUCUGACACCGAAAUUUUGGAUGACCACUCGAUGGUGGACAGCCAACAAACCUGCGGCUCGGAGAGCACGACUGAAGCCACCGCCAGCCCGCCUGCUUGUCCGACCACUCCCGUCCGCCAGGCUAGUCGCCAAAACAUCGAGCCGGCGACUCCCUUCAGCAACCGCCUGUCUGCUGCCACGCCCCACACACCUGGAAGCGCUAUCAUGGCAGUCUGGUCUCCUAAGGACGACUAG
Drepanopeziza brunnea f. sp. 'multigermtubi' MB_m1 is the source of this 1812-nucleotide messenger RNA. RefSeq lists its product as uncharacterized. The record is from RefSeq and is a predicted model, not a curated record. Lineage: Eukaryota; Fungi; Ascomycota; Leotiomycetes; Helotiales; Drepanopezizaceae.